AUGAAAAAAGCUAUUACUUGGACGACUUUGGCCUUGAGCUUGCUGCCAAUCCCCGUGGCUGCUCAAGGCCAAGUCAAUGUCACCAUUCCCUCCGGCACCAUUAUCGGCAGCUCAGUUGACGAUGUCGACAUUUUCAGCGGAAUUCCUUUCGCCGAUCCGCCGAUUGGUGAAUUGCGAUUCAAGCCACCGCAAUCUUUGUCAACUCACCUUGGGGAUUUUGACGCCACAAAGAAAGCCAAGCUGUGCUCCCAAGGACGCAUCCUCAGUGCCCCGUCCAGCUCUCAGGCGACACUUCUUGCCCUAGAAGCCGAGAGGGAGUCGUUCGGUAACCCAGUGCCUCCGGAGAACGAAUCCGAGGACUGCUUGACCGUCACUGUCCAUCGACCUGCAGGCACCGAAGCUGGCGAUGACCUGCCGGUGCUCUUCUACAUAUUCGGAGGAGGCUUUGUGAUUGGAGGCACAUCGGCGAUAGUCAAUGAUCCCACCGUGUUUGUUCAGACCGGCAUCGACCUCGGAAAACCCUUCAUCUUUGCAGCUGUCAACUAUCGCGUUGGAGGCUGGGGCUUCAUGCCAGGAGCUGAAAUCUUGCGUGAUGGAAGCGCCAAUGCUGGUCUUCUCGAUCAGCGCAAGGGCCUUGAAUGGGUAGCUGACAACAUUGCUGCUUUUGGCGGCGAUCCGUCCAAGGUUACCAUCUGGGGACAGUCUUCUGGCUCAAUCUCCGUCUUUGACCAGCUGGUUCUCUACGACGGCGACAACACGUACAAUGGCAAUCCUCUCUUCCGCGCCGCAAUCAUGAAUUCGGGGUCCGUCACUCCUGUCGACCCUAUGGAUUCUGACAAAGCCCAAGCGGUGUAUGAGCACGUUGUCAGAGAGGCCAAUUGCGAAGGCGACGAUUCUUUGGGUUGUCUUAGGGGACUGUCCAACGAGGAUUUCACGGCGGCGGCUAAUUCGAUUCCUGGCCUGUUAUCGUACGAGUCCUUGGCCCUCUCCUAUCUCCCUAGACCAGAUGGCAGUGUCUUGACAUCGAGUCCUCAUGUCCUGGCGCGACAAGGCAAGUUCCCUGCGGUACCGAUGAUUUUCGGCACGCAGGAAGACGAGGGAACUCUGUUCAGCUUCUUCCAGGGGGACAUGGGCUCUACAGACAUCAUCACCGACUACCUCGACCGUCUCUACUUCCCCAAUGCCGAUCGGAGCCUGGUCAAGUCGUUUGUCGAGACUUACAGCGAACGACUUGAAGACGGAAGCCCGUAUCGCACAGGUACUUAUGGAGGCUUGUUCCCUUACCCAGGCAAAAAGAGAAUCGCCUCUAUCCUGGGCGACAUCGUCUUCACCCUGGUCCGACGCUGGACGCUGGAGACCAUUGCCGCAGUCUCCCCAGAGACGGCUCUUUGGUCGUCGUUUGCUUCGUACAACUACAAGAAGGACUUUCUCGGGACGAAACAUGGGUCAGAUACGGACGUCUUCUUUACUCGCAACAACAGCCACUUCCCCUCGAUUAGCGGGCGGACGUAUUACAUCAACUUCGCGUAUAAUGGGGAUCCCAACGAGGGGCUUGAUGUAAAUGUCACUUGGCCGGGAUGGAAGGAAGAUGGGCAGCUUUUGUGGUACAAUGCGACGCAGAAUGGGUAUUUGGCGGAUGAUUUCAGGAACGGCAGCUACAACUUUAUCAAGGAGCAUAUCGAUUCACUCAUCUUUUAG
This is a messenger RNA of Trichoderma aggressivum f. europaeum, 1698 nucleotides long. RefSeq lists its product as uncharacterized. Lineage: Eukaryota; Fungi; Ascomycota; Sordariomycetes; Hypocreales; Hypocreaceae. The coding region runs from base 1 to 1698 and encodes 565 amino acids. The record is from RefSeq and is a predicted model, not a curated record. The transcript has a single exon.